This is a messenger RNA of Cervus elaphus (red deer), 718 nucleotides long. RefSeq names its product histone H4-like. Gene Ontology annotation, molecular function: DNA binding; protein heterodimerization activity; structural constituent of chromatin. Gene Ontology annotation, cellular component: nucleosome. The transcript has 2 exons. Bases 209 to 520 code for a protein of 103 amino acids. The record is from RefSeq and is a predicted model, not a curated record. Gene Ontology annotation, biological process: nucleosome assembly. Lineage: Eukaryota; Metazoa; Chordata; Mammalia; Artiodactyla; Cervidae.
GGAGAUAUACUGCCUAGGCCUUGAGGAAUCAAAAUUCACUCAAAGAACAGACAGGGAGUAAUAUGGCUGGCUUGCUUCUUUAAGAACCUUCCCCCAACCCGGAGGGCUUCCCGCCAAAGCACUUUGGGUUUUCAUUCUGGUCCGCAGACUCUGCGUAUUAAAGGGGCUGCGACAAACUGAAGGUACUUUACUGUUCUCGGGUCUCAAAAUGUCCGGACGUGGUAAGGGUGGAAAGGGUUUGGGGAAGGGGGGCGCCAAGCGUCACCGCAAAGUUUUGCGAGACAACAUCCAGGGCAUCACUAAGCCCGCUAUUCGCCGCCUGGCUCGGCGUGGAGGAGUCAAGCGCAUCUCCGGGCUCAUCUAUGAGGAGACCCGCGGGGUGCUGAAGGUGUUCCUGGAGAAUGUGAUCCGGGAUGCAGUCACCUACACCGAGCACGCCAAGCGCAAAACUAUCACUGCCAUGGACGUGGUCUACGCGCUUAAGCGCCAGGGACGCACCCUCUAUGGCUUCGGCGGCUGAAAGUUUGAUCUUACUUGCUUCCUCGGAGGCCCUUUUUAGGGCCCGCAAGUUUUCGUUGGAAGGGCUGAAAACACAGUUCACAGAACACAAAGAUUUAGCAAUAGCGGCUAAUAUUUUCCCCCAGAACGCUGCGGGGUUAUACUGAGGCAUUGUUUUGCCAAUAAUUCAUCAAAGAUGAGCUACUGAGGUCCCUAACAA